GCCGGAGCUAGCAAAGCAAGCCAGAUCCCCCACCACAACCAACCCCCAAACCGCCUCCACUAAUCGCCGCCACGAUAGCUUAAGCUUCCUUGAUCACACACUCGUUAGUCCUAAUCAAUCCGCUCCGCUUCUAGCUUAAUCUCGGGCGGCUUUGCUGCUCGAUCCCUCCGGAAAGGGGAGGCGGCGAGGGGGGCAUUGCCUCCGUCCUCUCUCCCACCACCCGCCCGCUGCGCGCGCGGGGGAAUCGCCUCUUCCUCGGCCACGCGGCGGAAUUGCGUGGGUCCUGGUCGUGGAGGGCAGGGAGUGGAGAAGAGAGGGCUGAGGUCAGGUGAACUACUGAAGUCUGGGGGUGUGAAGCCAUGAUGAAGAGGUCGCUGAUGGAGGCCCUGGCCACGGCGGUGCAGGGAGGCGCCGUGGGGACGUCGAUUUUCGAUAUGGCCAAGUACGCCAUGCUGCCCAUCGCCAAGGUGUUUACCGUCUGCUUCAUGGGGUUCCUCAUGGCCUCUAAGUACAUCAAUAUCCUCCAGCCAAAUGGCCGCAGGCUUCUCAAUGGGCUUGUGUUCUCACUUCUACUUCCUUGCCUUAUAUUUUCACAACUGGGUAGAGCAAUCACAAUCGAGAAGAUGCUGCAAUGGUGGUAUAUUCCAGUAAAUAUUGUUGUAGGUUCAGUGUCAGGCUCUUUGAUUGGCUAUGUGGUGGCAUGUAUCAUACGACCACCCUAUCCAUACUUCAAAUUCACUGUCAUUCACAUUGGAAUAGGGAAUAUUGGAAACAUACCUCUGGUUCUCAUUGCAGCAUUAUGUCGGGAUCCAACAAAUCCUUUUGGUGACUCUGAUAAAUGUAAUGAAGAUGGAAAUGCAUAUAUCUCAUUUGGUCAAUGGGUUGGUGCUAUUAUUGUUUACACGUAUGUGUUCAAGAUGCUUGCUCCACCACCUGGAGAAUCCUUUGAUAAUGCUGAAGAAGAGAAGCUUCCAGUUAAGGCAUCUGGAGAUAAUGUGGUGCCUGAAGUAGGCAAAUCUCCAACAAUCACUCGCACUAGUACUGUACCUGAAAAUGAGCCUUUGCUAUCUGCUGAAGGUGAUAAAAAUGGUGCCACUUCUCUAGGAUCAAAGAUAAUGAGCCAUGUUAGACGUGUUAUUAAAUUCCUAAAAGACAUGCAGCUUCUCCAGCCACCAAUUAUUGCCUCUGUUUUUGCAAUUGUCAUUGGUGUUGUUCCAGUCUUGAAGAAUUUUGUUCUCACAGAUGAAGCACCUCUAUUCUUCUUCACAGACAGCUGUCUCAUUCUUGGGGAAGCAAUGAUCCCAUGCAUUUUGCUUGCAGUGGGGGGCAAUCUUGUUGAUGGUCCUGGUGAAGGAAGUAAGAGGCUUGGUGUGCGGACAACUGUUGCUAUUAUUUUUGCACGACUCGUUCUUGUUCCUCUUGCUGGGGUUGGCAUCGUUUUGUUGGUUGAUAAACUUGGUUUCAUUCCUAAAGAUGACAAGAUGUUCAAGUUUGUCCUCCUACUGCAGCAUUCUAUGCCCACAUCUGUGUUGUCAGGUGCCGUUGCAAACCUGAGGGGCUGUGGAAAAGAAUCAGCUUCUAUCUUGUUCUGGGUGCACAUUUUUGCCGUGUUAUCCAUGGCAGGAUGGAUUAUUUUGUAUUUGAACUUGCUUUUCUAGAUGCUAUGCUGCACAGGAACAUCCAUAAGAACAAACCAUCGCCAGAAAUACCAAAAAAAAAAACAUAGUAUUAUGACAUGUACAUUAGCCAGUAAACCAUGGUGACAGCCUGAAUAUACGAGUUGUAUCAGUGUUCAGUAGAGAUAUGAUCCGCCUGCCCGCUCGCAUAAACACCAAUGCUAUGUAAAUUUUGAUAAUCGGCCGCUCUGUAAGCAUGCAGUGAGGCAGUGAGCUAUGAGAAGAUGAGGUGGCACCGUUGCUAUUGCCGUGCCCAGACCAUCAGGUCCUGAUGACCUUUAGGACGGUUUAGCAUAAGCUUCUUAUCAGCAUCCUAUUUCCUUUGUUAAUGUAGCAUCCCAUGAUCUUAAUUUAAUGAACUACUACUAGUAUCAUGUUUACUA
Molecule: messenger RNA, 2059 nt
Organism: Oryza brachyantha (malo sina)
Lineage: Eukaryota; Viridiplantae; Streptophyta; Magnoliopsida; Poales; Poaceae
Product: protein PIN-LIKES 6-like
Exons: 12
Coding region: 360-1658 (432 amino acids)
Biological process (GO): endoplasmic reticulum to cytosol auxin transport
Cellular component (GO): membrane
Source: RefSeq, a predicted model, not a curated record